Brassica oleracea var. oleracea is the source of this 858-nucleotide messenger RNA. RefSeq lists its product as uncharacterized. Bases 195 to 542 code for a protein of 115 amino acids. The transcript has a single exon. NCBI's taxonomy places the organism in Eukaryota, Viridiplantae, Streptophyta, Magnoliopsida, Brassicales, Brassicaceae. The record is from RefSeq and is a predicted model, not a curated record.
CACACAAUGAUCCAUGCAAGUCACCACCUUCCAUCACAUUGACCCACAGAAGAAAAAGAAAAGAAGAAAGAUUAUUUUUUCUUGGGCACUUCCCAAGUUUUCUUUUUUCUUCUACGAACUUUUUUUGUGGGCAUUUCAUUAAACAAAAAAACUAUAUUUCUUUUUGUUUCAAUAUUUGCUUUAAAUUUAUAAAAAUGGGAAACUGUUUGAAUGGAGGAAACAACGUUACGAGAGAGGUUCAAGAAGAACAAGAAGUGAAGAAAGAUAACAACAGAAAAGAUCGGAAAGUGAAGAUUGUUCUGAGAAGAGAUGAGUUAGAGAAACUCAUCCUCUUCCAGUUAAACGCCGGCGGCGACGUCCAAGGCAAGGGAGAAACAACUUUGGCUUCUUUCGGGGAUUUUCUCAGGGAACUAGAGGCGGAGAGAUUCGCCGGAGAAGCUGCAGCAAAGGUGGCUGAGGAAGAGGAAGAGUCUCGCCGGAGAUGUCGCAAGUGGAGGCCAUCGUUGGAGAGAAUUACUGAAUGGCCUGAAGAAGCACUAUAGUAAUCACUUUUUAAAUCCUUUUUAGAUCAUUAAUUAAGGUUUUAUUUAAAUUUCUUUUUCUAAAAUAGGAUUUUUUGUGGGGGAAUUUGCAUUUGCUUGUUUUUAUUUCUUUUUUUUUCCGAUGGAUUUUUUUCACCUGAGAAAUGUUUGGUUCUCAGCGUGAGAUAUCUUCGGUGUUUGAAACUGGCAAAUGCUUAUUUACCCCAGAGAAAAUCCAGAAAAACAUGAAGUUAUGUAUUGCAUUUUCGUCUCUCAUAUAUAAGGUUCAGUGUGUAAAUUGUCAAACACAAAUAAAGUAGUUGUUUAGUAUGCAUCA